UGUGCUCAUGGUGCUGUGGAUGGAUUCCCUUUCAUCGCAUCAAGCUUCCAGGGCUCAGCCUGUGCUGACCCAGCCACCUGCCGUGUUAGUGCUGCCAGGGCAGACCGCUCGGCUGUCCUGCACCCUGAACCCUCAGUACAAUAUCAGCAAGUUCGGCAUCUCCUGGUACCAGCAGCGUCCAGGGCAUUUCCUGAGGUAUCUGCUCUAUUACAAAUCGGAGUGGGACAAGCACAAGCCCCCUGAGAUUCCUGACCGCUUCUCCGCUACCAAAGACCUUGCCAGCAAUGCCUGUAUCCUCAUUAUUGAGGCUGUCCAGGAUGAAGACAACGGCAACUAUUACUGCGCGCUGUUGCGCUCCAUCAGCUGGCUGUAGAAAUGGGGAACCAGAGCUUUCUGCCUUUCCCUUGCGACCCCCCAUGCUGAGCCCUUCACAGGCAGAACAGCAGCCCUAGAAGGAAUGGAAGAAGAGCCUCCUGCAUGCUUGAGCGAGCCCAGCAGCACCGUGCCCGUUGUGCUCAUAGGCUGUGAGGCGUAGCAACCUCCUGUUCAACCCAAGAUCCCCCGUGGAGCAUUAGGCAGCCCUGAUACGGUGUGAGAGAGACCUGCCAGUCCUCAGCCCAGGAAUGCAUGGGAGCAGAGAUGUCCCCCCCGCGGCAGGUGGUGGAGAGCUCUGCAGCAGGCUCCUACAGCACUCGGCAAAAUGGGGCCUUGGUCCUGGCUAGGGCUUCUCCACAGUUUGGCCCUGCUGAUAAUAAAG
This is a messenger RNA of Struthio camelus australis, 757 nucleotides long. The record is from RefSeq and is a predicted model, not a curated record. NCBI's taxonomy places the organism in Eukaryota, Metazoa, Chordata, Aves, Struthioniformes, Struthionidae.